This is a messenger RNA of Candida dubliniensis CD36, 1929 nucleotides long. RefSeq names its product DNA-directed DNA polymerase eta (gene RAD32). Gene Ontology annotation, cellular component: nucleus; replication fork; site of double-strand break. The transcript has a single exon. NCBI's taxonomy places the organism in Eukaryota, Fungi, Ascomycota, Pichiomycetes, Serinales, Debaryomycetaceae. Gene Ontology annotation, biological process: error-prone translesion synthesis; response to radiation. The record is from RefSeq and is a predicted model, not a curated record. The coding region runs from base 1 to 1929 and encodes 642 amino acids. Gene Ontology annotation, molecular function: damaged DNA binding; DNA-directed DNA polymerase activity.
AUGGCCGUGAAACAGGAGACCCUCCCUUUAACAAUCCCAUUAGCAACAAAUCCAGAAGUGACAACGACAUCAUCAAAAUUUGCCUAUCAGAAUCUCGAUGAUUUGAACGAUCCCAGAAAGGCGUAUUUACUGCCCCUUGCUGUCAUUGCGCUAAUUGAUUUGAAUGCAUUUUUUGCACAAGUUGAACAAAUACGGUUAAAUUUAACCGAUCAGGACCCAGUUGUGUGUGCCCAAUGGAACUCUGUUAUUGCUGUCAGUUACGCGUGCCGAAAAUUUGGCAUCACCAGAAUGGAUUCAAUUGCGUCUUGCAAAUCGAAAUGUCCCAAUGUAAUCAUUGCUCAUGCUGCAGUUUAUAAAAAGGGAGAGUCACACUGGGCGUAUAUCGAGGGAUUGCCUACUAUCAACAAUCACAAAGUGUCAUUGGAUCCCUACCGACGAGAAAGCAGAAAGAUUUUACGUAUCAUUAGUAAAUCAUUUGACUUGACAGAAAAGGCAAGUGUCGAUGAAUGCUACAUUGAUCUUGGCAGAGAAAUUUAUAAAAGAUUGAUAGAUUUGUUCCCACAAUUAUCAAGGAGUUCUCGUGAUAAUCCUGAAAACGGCUAUGCUAAUUUGCCCUUAAUACCGUCAAUUUUACCCUUGGAUUUGAAAUGGGAGGGGGAAAUAAUUAACUCAGAAAAGGAAAAAACUAUGGACAAUGGAAACCUGUCGCCGCCACCACCUGUAAUAGAAGAUUGGGAUGAUAUUUGUUUUAUUAUAGGUUCACAGAUAUUAUUGGAAGUGCGUAAAGAUAUCUUUGCGGAACUAGGAUAUACCACAUCUGCAGGGUUAGCAAGAACGAAACAGGUGGCUAAGUUAGCGGCAGGAUUUAAGAAACCUGAUGCUCAAACAAUAAUUAGGAAUUCUGCCAUUAAUAGUUUUUUAACCAAUUUUGAAUUGACAGAUGUUACCGGUAUGGGUGGGAAAUUAGGGGAAUCGAUCAUUAAUAAAAUAAACGUGCCACCACAAAUAAAUUCAAUCAGUUUUAUUCGAGAGAAUUUCAGUAUUGACUCAAUUAAAGAAAAAUUGGGAGGGGAACUUGGGUUGAAGGUUUAUAAUAUUUGCCGAGGCACAAAUGCUAUUGAACUACAAUCAUUGAUCGAAGUUAAAUCAAUGACAUCAACUAAAAAUUUCACUAGCUUUCUGGUAAAUAAUCUAUUUGACGCUUACGAUUGGUUAAAAGUAUUUGCCGGAGAUCUACAUAAUCGACUAAUUGACUUGGACAAUGAAAAUAUCGAAUUAUCGUCAACAGAAUUGUCCAACAAGUCCAAGGGAAUAAUGAAAAGACCAAAGACUCUAACCUUGGGUGUGCUCUCACAGAACGGAACCAGGCAAACCAGGCAAAUGCAAAUACCUAUUCACAAAGAUCUUGACAAAAUGAAAGAUAUUUUCUUUGAAAACGGCUGUGUCUUAUUAAGAGAGUUUUUGGAAUUCAACACACACGUUAGUUUAUUGAAUAGCCGUACUCCUGUAAAGGAGCUUUUCAUAUGGAACCCAAAGAAAGUCAAAAUUGUGGAAUUAAUAAACAUUUCUUUGACCAUUUCAAAAUUUGUUCUGGUGGAAGACAGAUUUUCUCUUUUGAAAACCACAGAUACUCAAUUCAAUAAAGAGGAACACAUUGCCAAACUAUUUCGCGACUAUGAACAAGCACCGGAAACAAUGAGAUAUUCACCACCACCGCCGCCACCACCUCCACCGCAAAAAAAAAGGAGCAAGAACGGUCAGUUGGAUAUUUUUGAGUCUCUAAAGAAGAAAUCAAAGCCUGAUGACCUUCUAGAAGAACUCAUAAAGACAAAAAAGUGUCUGAGAUGCAAACUUAGUGUGGAUGAUCCUAUAGAGCAUAACGAUUACCAUAUAGCAAUGGAUUUAUCAAACAAACUAAAUAAUCAUUAA